Gymnodraco acuticeps is the source of this 1649-nucleotide messenger RNA. RefSeq names its product C-type lectin domain family 4 member E-like. The record is from RefSeq and is a predicted model, not a curated record. The coding region runs from base 209 to 919 and encodes 236 amino acids. Lineage: Eukaryota; Metazoa; Chordata; Actinopteri; Perciformes; Bathydraconidae. The transcript is spliced from 6 exons.
GUCCAAGUUUUGGAAACUGAAGGACAAGCGGAUCACUGUGCCCCAUGAAUAAUUCAGUAAUCACUGAAAGUCAUGUUGCUAUGACUACUACUAGACAAAGGAGGGGGGGGGGGCGUCGUCUUAAAGCUGCACUCAGAUGUAAGUCAGCAGAACAGACAGACGGAGCAGGACAACAAGCUUCAUCAAUAAUCUCAGGACACUUUUCUCCAUGUAUAUCAAAUUUUGCCGCAUUUAUGGUCAGGAUAAAAAAGAUGGAGCCGGUGAAAAGUUAUCACCUGAGUCCAAGUUAUCUGUUGAACUGCAGGAGGAAAAAGGCAAACCGACGGAGGGGAACUCACGUCUGUACCGUGCUGCGUGUUUGUUCCUCACCAUAAUCUGCCUGGUCCUGCUGCUGGUCGUCAUCAUACUCAGUCUGAAACUCCAAACUGGCUCUACCAUCUGUCCAGAGAGAGAGGGAACUACAGCAGAUGAAAGGCGGAGUCGUCCUUCUGAUUCGACAUGCAGCCACGAGAAGUGCGAGGCUCUCUUCCCCGAGAUGCAACCCGAACAUUCCAGCUGUCGGCAGUGCCCUGGCGGCUGGCUGCGUUAUGGCCCGUCGUGUUUCUACCUGUCCACCUUCAGGCUGAGCUGGGAGGAGAGCCGGAGGAACUGCAGCUUCAGCGGAGGGUCUCUGGCUGUCAUUACCAACAGGGGACUCCAGUAUUAUCUGACCAAGGUGGGGAAAUUGAGUUACUGGAUCGGGCUGAGACAAAUAGCAACCACAUGGACCUGGGAGGACAAGACUGAGCUGACAGAGAGUUAUUGGCAGGAUGGUGGGUCAACAGGGGGUUGUGGGAGCCUGAGCAGUGAUAAACCAGCAGAGAAAAACUGGAGAAAAGUUCCCUGUGGGGUCUCCACCUACUUCAUCUGUCAGCUGUAGCUCUGACCGCUUCUGCUCUUUCUUUACGAAUUAAUGAGGAAACCAAUUUCCUGUCAACAAGCAGCAACUCCUCCGUAACAUUUCAAACCAUGUCUCCUUCACUUCAAAUGAGUAAUAACCAGCAUUGAAAGAUUGUAAUAUUAUAGUUUCAUAUUUAACGCUUGAAAAGAGAUAUAGACAGUCUAUUAUAUAUUAUGUUUGUGUGUAGCAUUGUGUUGUCUUACUGUAUAAUGCAGGGGUGCCCAACCAGUCGAUCGCGAUCGACCGGUCGAUCGCGGGGAGAUUCCCAGUCGAUCGCGAGAUGUGUCUAAAAAUAGAACAACAACAUUCUGUUUUAUCGUUAAUGUCCUAUAACAUAAUCUUCCCGUGCCAGAAUAAUGCACUUGAUCGCAUCAAAGCUUUGUGAUUGGCCGGCGUGACCCCAUGUGUCGGGGCGUGGCUGGUGAGCAGUGGGCACUAUUUCGCUGACGUUGUCCGUGUCAACAGGAGUGACAGUCACACAAGACUACAAUUAUGGCAGAAGCAAAAAUAUUAAUAAAAUUAUAGUUUCAUAUUUAACGCUUGAAAAGAGAUAUAGUCAGUCUAUUAUAUAUUAUAUUUGUGUGUAGCAUUGUGUUGUCUUACUGUAUAAUGUAAUGAUCUGCUGUUCUUUUUCUUCAAAUGACUGUGGCCAGUGAGUUUGUUUCAACAAGGUUUUAUUGUCAUAUAAAAAGCAACUACAUAAUAAGUU